AUGGUGGAGCUGGAUGCGUUUGAGGCACCUGAUUUCGACCCUGUGACGUAUGUGAACGACUACUGUCAGAAGAAGAGCCAGGAUGCGCCCAUGGAUAGGUACCUUACAGAGCUGGAGCUCAGACUGCAGCUCGUGAGCGAGGACAUCGUCGGGAAAUUGGCGGAUGCCAGCUCCCGAGCCUCUCUCCGGAGCGACCUGGCCUCCGCCCAGGCCAGCAUGGCGGAGGUCCAGGAGCGGGUGAACGCCUCGGCCGUGGGGCCCGGCGCCCAGGCGGUGGACACCCUGCGCCAGCUGGAAAGGGUGAAGGGGCGCAUGCAGACCGCGGCCGACACCCUGGAGGUCCAGGAGCGGGUGAACGCCUCGGCCGUGGGGCCCGGCGCCCAGGCGGUGGACACCCUGCGCCAGCUGGAAAGGGUGAAGGGGCGCAUGCAGACCGCGGCCGACACCCUGGAGGAGGCCAGCGGCCUGGCAUCCCUCUUCCACCGCAUGGACUCCCUGUUUGCCGACGAGGACCUGCCGGCUAUCGCCGCCGCGCUGGCCGGCAUGCAGCGCGGGCUGCGUGUGGAGGCCAGCGGCCUGGCAUCCCUCUUCCACCGCAUGGACUCCCUGUUUGCCGACGAGGACCUGCCGGCUAUCGCCGCCGCGCUGGCCGGCAUGCAGCGCGGGCUGCGUGUGGUAGGGGACUCCGUCCCCGGCUUUGCGGACGGCCCCGCGCGCCUGGCCACCUUCCAGGCCCGGCUGCGGGACCUGGUGCGGGCGCCGCUGGUCGCCGCGCUGCAGAACCGGCAGGGCGGCGAGGCGCAGCAGCUGGCGGGCAUGCUGGAGGGCGCCGGGGACGGCGCCAGCCUGGAGCGGCUGUACUGCGCGGCGGUGCUGCCGCCGCUGCGCGCCGCCUGGGAGCAGGUGGACCCCGCCAGGGCGCCCUUUGUCUCCGCGCUGCCCCAAUUCUUCGAGCAGGUGCUGGGCCUGCUGCGCGGCGAGGCCGGCUGGCUGGCGGAAGCCAUGCCCUGCCCCGGGGAGUACCUGCUGCUCCUGCCGCAGCUCCUGGAGGCGGUGCUCCUGCGCGACGAGGAAAGCGCGGGCGCGGAGGACGCGCUGGCCAGCGUGAACGAGUGGACCUCGCGCGUCGCCACGGCCUCGGCCCAGGAGCUGACCCAGCGCCUGCGCCAGCUGCCGCGCCUGACGCGCGGCGGGGCGGGCCAGCUGGCGGCCGACCUGGAGUACUUUUGCAACGUGCUGAGCACGCUGGGCAUGGAGGCGCCGGACGCGCUGGCGGGCUGGGCGGCGGGCGCGGCGGUGCAGGGGGAGGAGCCGGGCGAGGCGGCGGGCGACGCACGCGCUGCGUUUGGGGAGCUGCUGGCGGCCGCGGAGGGGAAGGAGGGGCGGGAUGCGGUGCGUGCUGUCGCCGCGCUGAGGGGCAUCCAGCUGUGA
Molecule: messenger RNA, 1431 nt
Organism: Auxenochlorella protothecoides
Lineage: Eukaryota; Viridiplantae; Chlorophyta; Trebouxiophyceae; Chlorellales; Chlorellaceae
Product: Conserved oligomeric Golgi complex subunit 7
Exons: 8
Coding region: 1-1431 (476 amino acids)
Biological process (GO): Golgi organization; intracellular protein transport; retrograde vesicle-mediated transport, Golgi to endoplasmic reticulum
Cellular component (GO): COG complex
Source: RefSeq, a predicted model, not a curated record